AAGAUGGUGGACACUGAAAUGUGAUUUUUGAUUUCUCCUUGAAUUUUGUUCUUCAAGCUACAAAAAAGAAAAAGAAUGUCACACUGGCGUGUUCAGCAAUGGGCAACCAUGGCCCGAACAUGGUGGCUUUAUGAUAUGAAUCACCAAUGUCCAUUACGAUCAGCAGACAAGAUCGCUACCUACCUCUCAGGAAAAAAUAAACCAAUUUACUACAACGGGAGUGAUGUCGGAGAUCAUGUGGUUGUUAUAAAUACCAAGCAUUUGGCUUUGUUUGAUGAUGAGUGGAAAAUGAGAGUUUACACUUAUGACACAGGGUACCCUGGUGGAAAGUCUGAAGUUGAAGCCUGGAAAGUGCAUUUAAAAGCCCCAACCGAGAUAGUGUACAAGGCCAUUAAAAGUGCAAUUGUGCCUAAAGACUUGGGACGGCCCACUUUACUAAAAAGACUUCAUCUAUUUCCUGAAAAGGAUGUGCCUCCAGAAAUUAUGAAGAACGUCUCUGAUCAAAUCAAACAGAUUAUGCCAGUUCCAAAGCGCCUGGAUGAAUAUAGCCAAGAAGAAGUCGAUAAAUUUCCCAAGCUAUUUGAUUGGCCAGAGGAUUAUGAAGUAAAAUCCGGACACAAAUAUUUCAAGAGAGGCAAACGAUGAUGACAUCGGAUGAACUAGGAGUGUGUUAUCAAGAAUCAAACAAUAUACAAUAUUGCUGUUGAGAAUUGCAAAUCUCAUAAAGGUGACGGAUUGCCAGUUUCACCACUUGCACUGAACAACAGGAGAAACAUUCACUGUUCACUGUUCAUGUGAUGUACUUUUUAUAGAAUACAGAAAUGUGUACA
Lineus longissimus is the source of this 830-nucleotide messenger RNA. Its product is annotated as large ribosomal subunit protein uL13m-like. Lineage: Eukaryota; Metazoa; Nemertea; Pilidiophora; Heteronemertea; Lineidae. Gene Ontology annotation, cellular component: mitochondrial large ribosomal subunit; ribosome. Bases 76 to 645 code for a protein of 189 amino acids. Gene Ontology annotation, molecular function: structural constituent of ribosome; mRNA binding. The record is from RefSeq and is a predicted model, not a curated record. Gene Ontology annotation, biological process: translation; negative regulation of translation. The transcript is spliced from 7 exons.